Molecule: messenger RNA, 1685 nt
Organism: Liolophura sinensis
Lineage: Eukaryota; Metazoa; Mollusca; Polyplacophora; Chitonida; Chitonidae
Exons: 12
Coding region: 75-1607 (510 amino acids)
Source: RefSeq, a predicted model, not a curated record
UGAAAUCGACACUCGUGUGGUGGUCGCCGCUUGGAAACACGAACUAGUCAAGAAGAACCGGUGGACACAGCAGAAUGUAUUCUACGUCCACUGCACUUGUUUUGCUGUGCUUGACGAUCGUCAGCCCCAUUCAAGCGUCUAUUUUGGACAAAGUGGAAUGGAAGCCAGUGUUUCGGGUAAACAGUGGCUCGGGUCAUAAUGUCUACGACCUGUGGUCAGGGGACGCAACCGUGAACGUCACCGGCGCAUACAAGGCGUCGCUGGCCAACACGUGGCAGGGAGUCAAGAAGGUCAAGCUCGCCAUGGUGUCACAUGGCGAGGAGAUGAUGAGCCUUGUCUUCGACGGUCGACAAACGGACCGGAUGUCCUGGUUCGUCCCCGGAAGACUUAUCUCCUCUUCCCCUUAUGUCGACAUGAAGUGGGAGCACAUGGACUACUUUAGCAUCAACGGAGUCUACGUCCCAGGAGAGACAAACAGACGAUUCUACAUCAAUCGGAACUCGGGCAGUUGCUAUGACAACAAAGGCUGGAUUGUUGUGAUUGACAGCGAGUCAUCGCCUGACGUUGGAUGUGAUUAUGAACAGGGUCCCGCCCCAGCCUUUCUGUACAGCCAAUGGCAGGGAUACGCUCGAGCUCGGCAUUUCUCACGUGCUGAAGCCCUUGUAAUUUCUGUCGAAGCAGACGACCCUUCUUCCUGGGACAUGAUCUUUCGAUCGACGCCUGGCGUGGACGCUAACAUCUUUCAUCUGUGGACGUCUAAUGAAACAAAAAACGUUGAUGACGUUGAGUUACGUAGCACAUCUACGGAUGUGGCUGGCAUCUUCAAAUCCGACAGAGUGAACUCGUGGUCUCAAGUCAGCAAGGUGAAGAUUGCGAUGUACCGCGACGGUGUAGAGGAGAUGUACAUGAUAUUUGAUGCCACGGACUCUGACCGGAUGUCAUGGUUCUCUCCCGAAAGGCUGACCAGCGCCAGCUACACAGACAUCAUGGACUACGGCCACAACUACUUCUCUAUAUCUGGACACGCUGUGGACCGCGGCAUCAAGAGACGUUUCUACGUCAUGAAGAACUACGGCUCAUUCUGUGUGGACUACGGCUGGAUGGUAGUGCUGGAUCAAGACUCGGGUAGAGGCUGCGACUGGGAUGUUCAGGGUCCUAACCCUGCCUUCCUGUACAGUCCCAGCAGAGCGUUUGGGGUGGGGGCGGACUUUUCUAGAGCCGAUGUCUUUGCCAUUUAUUUCAACAAAGAGCAGAGGCCAUUGGAGGACUUCGUUCCAGCCCUGAACUACUUGGACUUUGAGAGCUUUUGGACGCGUCAGAGAACCGGAUGUCAGUGUUACUUUAACCCGGAAAGGUUCGACUGCGCAUGCUGCAUUGAUGGUGGCUGCCAGUGUACGAUUGAGCAUCAGCAUCAGUGUGUGCAGUGUGGUUACAACGAACGCUGUGGACUACCCGAGGCUGUCCCUGGGGCGUGGACCGGAAACAUGACUUGUCCUUGCAGAAAUCACCCUGGCGACAUGACUUGCGCCUGUUGCUAUAACGACGGUUGCCAGUGCGCAGAUGAUGGGCACAACUGCACGCAGUGUGGACGCGAAGACUUAUGUUAGUCUAACAAGCAAUUUUUCAUAUUUUUUGUCAAGAAGACUACGUAAAAUUAAGCGAAUAAAAGAACAGUUGCAUCUCAA